UGUACGUAGUGGGGAUCGUUUUACUAACCGGAAGUGUUUUGAAGUGCUCUGAAAUAUCGUAGAUAAUCAGCGAUUUUAAACGGGUUUAAUUCUGAUUCUCCGAGUUAUACGUGUUACUGAUGUAUUCAAGGAAGUAUGUCGAAAGAGUUGUUGUUGAACCUCGAGGAUCCAUCGAGCCUUCAGACUCCGACAGUGAUGAGUAACGACCCAGGGAGCAUGCGUAUCGAUGAGGAUGGAGAGUGGGAUAUCAGUUUGUUUGAUGAGUUGGAUGGCCUGGGAGAUGCUGAGGAGUUGCUACAGGCUCUCGAGAAUGCUGGCUAUAUGGGGAGUGCUGCUGGUCUGAACUUGGACAUGGAUCUCUCUGAGUGGGAAGACACUAGCAGCAUGUGUACAGAUGGAGAUAUUUCAGCAGACUCCCUCUCUCCAAGCCACUCGCACACUUCAGUCUCUUCACCCAUAUCGACAGUGGCCCAUUCACCCUACUCUGAUGAAGCUCUGUCUCCACUCUCUCUCCAGUCUCUGCCCUCUCCACAAUCUGUCUGCUCAGACUCCAGCAGCUCUGUUGAUCUACCUCCUGAGAAGAAGCCAGUCAGGAAGACCAAUCAGACAAAAGUGAAACCUGUCUCAAGGCCCAUUCAUCUGAGCCCUAAAGUCUCCAUUCAGCCUAAACCACUCAUCACAGCACUUCCCAUUGCUCGGGCUGCAGCUGCCCUGCAGACCAAAACCAUCAUCAUCCAGCCAGUGCAGACUACUAUAGUGCCAGUGGUUAAACCUGCACCGGUCACUAUUCAGCCAGCUCCCCCUGCAGGUCAUCCCACCUUGCUCUCUCAGCCCACUCAGGUUCUGCAGCUGCAGCCUCCACAGGUUCCAGCAGGUACCCAGGUGCUCACUCUGCCCAGCCUGGCACAGGACAGGCCUACAAACCUCACCACCCCUGCUGCCCCACCGCCUGCCAUAGGCAUCCCAUUCCGGAACCCUCCAUCAGAUGAGGAUUCCAGCGUGUCACGACGGCAGCAGCGGAUGAUCAAGAACAGAGAGUCUGCAUCUCUGUCGCGGAAGAAGAAGAAAGAGUACUUGUUGACCUUGGAGGCCCGUCUGAAGGUUGCACUGUCUGAGAACGAGAAGCUGAAAAAUGAAAAUGGGACACUGAAAAGGCAACUGGAGGGUCUGAUGAAUGAAAACACCAUUUUGAAGGCAACUGCUCCAAAGAGACGGGCUGUGUGUCUCAUGGUGGUCCUGGUUUUCUUGGCCAUCAACAUUGCACCAAUGAGUCUUUUUGAGGGAGAUGGAGGCUCCAAGUUUGCACCAGCCCCUGGUGCCAGUAGCAGACAUCUGUUAGGCAUCUCAUCAGAAGUCAGCAGCGACUUGGGGGCCAGCAGACAUGAUUCUCUGUCUUCUCAUACUGGAAAUGAGUUGGAGGGCUUGGAAUCAAUGCCGGAGAAGGCGGCUCUCAUGGUGGUUAAAAAGGAUCCUCUGUUCCUCAGAACUCCUCCCUGCCAGCCUCUUCUAAACAGGACCAAGUGCAUAAAGAUGGCCAGUGAGCUGAGAGGAUGGUUCCACCGCCAUGAAGCAGAGCGCACUAAGAACCAGCGCAACAGCAGCACCCAUUCCAGAGCUAGAACAAUCACGAAAAUGGCCAAGAAGAAGGCAGAAGUGGCACAGAUCAUGACCGUACAGUACACAGACUCUUCUGACAAGCAUCCAAGCAACGAGCUGCAGGUUUACUACGCCCCUCACCGCACUUACAGCAAUUUCUUUGAUGAAAUCAACCGAAGAGGAGACACUUUCUAUGUGAUCUCUUUCCGCAGAGAUCACCUUCUUCUUCCUGCCACCAACCACAACAGAGGAAGCAGACCAAAGAUGUCAGUUGUGCUCCCAGCAAUGAACAUCAAUGACAGCGUGAUAAAGGACAAGGAGUUUGAGGUGAUGAUGCAGAUUGACUGUGAGGUCAUGGACACCAGGAUCCUUCACAUCAAGUCCUCCAGUAUCCCACCAAUCCUGCGGGUCAAUGAAACUGAUGCUGGCUCAUUCUACCACUCUGCCACUACCACCAAUCAUGCUUCUCCCUCUGUUGGAGUCCUCAUGGGCUCUGCUUGACUCCAGAUGUUAAAAGAUAUCAGAAGAGCGGGGUUUUUUUGUUAUCCCUUUUUGUUGGGCACAUUUUAUCUCUGUCAGAAAUUGGAGUAGAAUUUUUGAAAACCAGUUUGAUUGAAAAACAAGUCAGAAUGCAAUACAGGUGGUGUUCUUCAGGGUUCAUUACUUGUAUUGAACCCUGAGGAACACCCCACACACACGCUUCACUUGCACCAUAAAAUCCUUAAGCUCUAUCUGUUAAAGCUCUCAGGAAACAAUGUAUAGUUUAUGUUCAAUCUACUCUGAUUUGAAUUCUUAGAGGGUUUUGUGUGUGUGUGUGUGUGUGUGUGUGUGUGUGUGUGUGUGUGUGUGUGUGUGUGUGGCUUAUACUGAAUUUGUGCUUUUGUUUGCACUUUGUAUUGUGAAUGUUAUAGGAGUGUGCUAAUGAAGCUUUAUUACUAAUUUUAUUAUUACUUGGCACAUAUACAAGGCUCCUUUUCAUAUUUGUUUAUGACUAAAAAUAGUAAUAAAUAUUGUAAUUAUUACAAUAAAGGGAAAAUAUUUUAAUUUCUAUUCAAAUAACAAAGCAAAAACUGGUUCAAAUUGGAAGAUGGUCUGUGAGUGAAACUGCUUAUUCAUGACUUUAAGUGAUUGUUGAACAAUUGACACUUUUUUUUAUUUUCAAAUGUCACAAUGAAGCAACAUUUUAAAACAAA
This is a messenger RNA of Neoarius graeffei (lesser salmon catfish), 2789 nucleotides long. RefSeq names its product activating transcription factor 6 (gene atf6). Bases 136 to 2097 code for a protein of 653 amino acids. Gene Ontology annotation, cellular component: nucleus. Gene Ontology annotation, biological process: endoplasmic reticulum unfolded protein response; regulation of transcription by RNA polymerase II. The transcript has 16 exons. NCBI's taxonomy places the organism in Eukaryota, Metazoa, Chordata, Actinopteri, Siluriformes, Ariidae. The record is from RefSeq and is a predicted model, not a curated record. Gene Ontology annotation, molecular function: DNA-binding transcription factor activity, RNA polymerase II-specific; RNA polymerase II cis-regulatory region sequence-specific DNA binding.